Messenger RNA from Medioppia subpectinata, 1671 nucleotides. The record is from the annotation of a GenBank genome assembly. NCBI's taxonomy places the organism in Eukaryota, Metazoa, Arthropoda, Arachnida, Sarcoptiformes, Oppiidae.
CAAACACUUCUUCAGAGUUACCAUUCAUUCACACCAUCCGAUUCGUUGGACCAAUCAAUCCACGCAAACACACCGCGAGACAAGACAUCCGACACAAUGACAGCCACUCAGAGCAACGAGAAGUCGUUCAAAGACAAGGAGAAGCCAUCGCAGAUCAGAUCCAGUAAUAUGAUCGCCGCGAAGGCGGUGUCCGACUCCAUCAGGACAUCGCUCGGCCCCAAAGGGAUGGACAAAAUGAUUCAGUCGGCCAACGGGGACGUGACCAUCACCAACGAUGGCGCCACCAUUUUGAAACAGAUGCAAGUGACACAUCCGGCCGCCAAAAUGCUGGUCGAGUUGUCCAAAGCGCAGGACAUCGAGGCGGGCGACGGCACCACCACUGUUGUGGUGAUCGCCGGCUCACUGCUGGACGCGUCCCAGAAGUUGUUAUUGAAAGGCCUGCACCCGACCCGCAUAUCCGACGCUUUCCAGUCGGCGGCCAAAGCCUGCGCCGAUAUACUCGAGUCGAUGGCCAUUCCCGUCGACAUGAAGGACACGGAAGCGUUGACACGAGUGGCGUCGACCUCAUUGAACAGCAAAGUAGUGACACAACACUCGCCACUAUUGGCGCCGAUUGCGGUCAAUGCGGUGCUCAAAGUUCGCGAUCAGAAUUACGUGGAUUUGCGGGACAUUAAGAUCAUCAAGAAGUUGGGCGGAACUCUGGACGACACGGCGACCAUCGACGGCCUGGUUCUGCCGCAGCGGUUCGCCAACGACUUCGGCGCCAAGAAGGUGGAGAAGGCCCGCAUCGGACUGAUCCAGUUCUGCGUCUCACCGCCGAAGACCGAUAUGGAUAAUCAGGUGAUUGUCUCGGACUACACGCAAAUGGAUCGGAUUCUGCGCGAAGAACGCGCUUAUAUACUGAAUAUCGUGAAGCAGAUGAAGAAAGCGGGAUGUAAUGUACUGCUGAUCCAGAAGUCGAUUCUUCGGGACGCGCUCAACGACUUGGCGCUGCACUUCUUGGCCAAAGCGAAGAUCGCUGUCAUCCGCGACGUCGAGCGCGAAGACAUUGAGUUCGUGUGCAAGUCGUUGGGCUGUCGACCGAUCGCAUCGCUCGAUCACUUCACGGCAGACGCGCUGUCGAGCGCCGAACUCGUCGAAGAGAUUCCCGGCGCUAAGUUCGUGAAGAUAUCGGGCAUUACGGGUCCGGCGGCUAACAAGACGGUCAAUAUAUUGAUCCGCGGCUCCAAUAAGUUGAUUCUGGAAGAGGCCGAGCGCUCACUACACGACGCCCUGUGUGUCAUCAGGUGUCUGGUGUUGAAACCGGCGCUCAUUGCCGGCGGCGGCUCUCCUGAGAUCGAGCUUUCCCUACGGCUGAGCGAAUUGAGCCGAUCUCUGGUCGGUUUGGAUGCCGUGUGUUAUCGCGCGUUCGCCGAAGCCCUGGAAGUGGUGCCCUUCACUCUGGCCGAGAACGCGGGCCUAAACCCCAUCUCUACGGUCACCGAAUUGAGGCAAAAGCACGCGAACGGCGAGAAGAAUACUGGUAUUAACGUACGGCUCGGGAUGGUUACCAACAUGUUGGACGAGAAUGUGGUGCAACCCUUGCAGGUGACCCUCUCGGCCAUCACUCUGGCCUCAGAGACCGUUAGAUCCAUACUGAAGAUCGACGAUAUCAUCUCAACUGUGCGUUAA